UUAACACGAGCAAUGCAUGUCAAACUUAGGAUACAUUUACCACUAUACUAAGGAACGUUUUAGAUACUUAAAAAAAUCUUCCAUACUUUUACAUGUGACACGUCACUGGAGUUGUAAGUGCCGAUGUAAAGAUGGCGACUGCCUACGAGAGCUUCAAUUUGUAAGUAUCCAACGGGCUAAUGUAGCGUGAAUUGAUUGAUUAGCUCUCUUUUCGGACGUCUGCGUUCUUGAUCAUGUGUGUAAGGGUUAUUAUUUGCUUACAAGGUCUUUGAGAUGGGAAUAGUCGUGAAGAUAUUGCACAUUAUUGUUGUGUUCUUCUAAUGCUGUCAUUCAGUACUUGCCAGCUUGCUACCAGGCUGCGACCAGCUAAUGAUAGCUAGCUAGCUAAUGUUAUAAGAAACUCCGUGCGAGACCCUAUGUAAUAGGCAACUCUGCUAAAGGUCAGGCAAGCUGAUCGGUCUGUUUAUAGUCAGGAUUAUAUUUAAUAGAGUUGUUCGUAAUAAUUGUCUUUGUGUUUGAAGUUUAACGCCUUACAGUAACGUUAGUGUAGUUAUGGUUAGUUAGCUCGCCAGUUAGCCAGGUAAUGUUAACUGGUGAGCUAGCUUACUGUUAUAUCACAUUCAUGUUACAGUUACUGGUAAUGACAGCUAUGUAUGAUAACUAGCUAUAUAGCUUCAGGGUGUUGUUGUAGCUAAUUUUUUAAACCAUAGAUCUGGCACUUGUUCAUAGAAAGGACGAACUCCUCCAGCUAAGGCUAAAUUAAACGAGUCCAUUGAGAUGUACAUGUAACGUUAAGUCAUUGACUGUCUGUGAACCUCUCAGGCUGUAAAGUUUCGAAGGUCCCAUACGGUGGAAAACCGGAAUGUCGAAUAACGUUGAUAUCCUAUUCAAACAUUAAAUUUAGCCCCAGUAGCUGUCGUUCAUAUAGAUUAAAUAAGCUGCAAUAAGUAGCCAUUCAGAAUCAUGCUUCAAUAUGAAAUCAUCUUACGACUUUAUCCCUCAAUGAAAUGAGUCCCAAAAUGGCAUACAACCCCUGAGAGAUUCUAUAUUGAGGCCUGUGAUGAUGGGGCCAAUGACGUCCUUGCCAUUGACAGGGUGUCAACAGAGAUGACACUUACUGUGAGGAAGGAUAUCCCACCUUCAGCAGUGACGCGACCAAUAUGUGGCAUCAUGGGAACGAUCCGCUUGGUGGCAGGCAUGUACCUCAUUGUGAUCACAAAGAAGCGAAAGGUGGGAGAUCUGCUGGGUCACUUGGUGUGGAAGGCUGUGGAAUUCGACGUCAUCUCCUACAAAAAGACAGUCCUUCACCUCACUGAUACUCAGAUGCAGGACAACAAGACCUUCCUGUCCAUGAUCAACAGUGUGCUGAACACAGACGGUUUGUACUUCGCCACAGACUAUGACCUUACCCACUCUCUGCAGCGCUUGGCCAACACCAGCCCUGAGUUUCAGGAGAUGACACUGCUGGAGAGGGCGGACCAGAGGUUUGUGUGGAAUGGACAUCUGCUGAGAGAUUUCAUGGCCCAGCCUGAGCUGCACAAGUUUGCCUACCCUGUGGUACAUGGCUACAUCACAAUGCACUCCUGCUGCAUCAACGGCAAGAUCUUCGGAUGGAACAUCAUCUCCAGGCGGAGCUGUUUCCGAGCUGGAGUGCGGUAUUACGUGCGAGGCAUUGACUCUGAAGGCCAUGCUGCCAACUUUGUGGAAACGGAGCAGAUCAUCCAGUACAGCGGCUCAAAAGCAUCGUUUGUGCAGACCCGAGGAUCCAUCCCCUUCUACUGGUCCCAGAGGCCAAACCUCAAGUAUAAGCCCAAACCCCAAAUCAGCAAAAAUACCAACCAUCUUGACGGCUUCCAAAGGCAUUGUGACUCUCAGGUCAUCACAUAUGGGAAACAAGUUCUUUUAAACUUGAUCAAUCAGAAGGGUUCAGAAAAACCCCUGGAACUUGCCUUUGCCAAGAUGGUGACCAGUUUAGGGAAUGGCAUGGUGAAGUAUAUAGCGUUUGAUUUCCAUAAAGAGUGCAGUCGAAUGAGGUGGCAUCGCCUGCAGAUUUUGGUGGACAUGGUAGCUGAGAUCCAAGAAGAGUUUGGCUACUUCCUGGUGGAUGCGGAUGGCUCUGUGCUUGUUCAGCAGGAUGGAACGUUCCGGAGCAACUGCAUGGACUGUCUGGACCGCACCAACGUGGUGCAGAGCCUCCUGGCCCGACGCUCCCUACAGUCGCAGCUACAGAGAAUGGGUGUCCUUCAUGUGGGGCAGAGGAUCGAGGAGCAGGCAGACUUUGAGAAGAUCUACAAGAACGCAUGGGCAGAUAAUGCCAACGCAUGUGCCAAACAGUAUGCUGGCACGGGGGCGCUGAAGACAGAUUUCACACGGACAGGAAGGCGGACCCAUGUGGGCCUCCUGAUGGAUGGCUGGAACUCCAUGAUCAGAUACUACAAGAACAACUUCUCUGACGGAUUCAGACAGGACUCCAUUGAUCUAUUCUUAGGUAAUUAUUCAGUGGACGAGGUGGACAUGAGCACACCGCUUCAUGAACCCAAAGACUGGAAGUUCCUCACGUUGCCCAUCAUCAUGGUGGUGGCCUUCUCUAUGUGCAUCAUAUGCCUUCUUAUGGCGGGUGACACAUGGACGGAGACGCUGGCGUACGUGCUGUUCUGGGGUACAGCCAGUGUGGUCACGGCCGGCGUCAUCCUUUUUAACGGCCGCGACUUUGUGGAUGCGCCCAAGCUGGUGCAGAAGGAGAAGCUGGACUGAAUGUGCGCGUGUGGAAAGCAGCUGGGUCCCACCGACACCCUCAACUCUUCAUCGUCCUCCUCCUCCACCGGACCCUCCUCCUUCCCGCGCCUUCGGGAGGCCUGGAGUCUGUACUGAGCAGCAGACAGAUGGAAGGGAUGAGGAGAGGAGGAGAGGAGGAAGAAGGAGGUUUGGGGGCACAGGGCCGGGGUGGGACUGGAUUAGACGGUGACGAGUCGUGCUAGAGUCAGAUAAGAGACUGGCCGAGAGGGCGACCUCACCGUGGCUGCUGUCCACACGUAUCAGGAUAUUACAUGGACGCAUGCGCACACACAUUCAUUCACACACACACGCACACACACACACACACACACACACACACACACACACACACACACACACACACACACACACACACACUCUUACUCAUUCAAACACACGGUGCUGUAUAGUGGGGGGAGCAAGUAUGAGGAACGCUUUACAGCAUCCAGCCACUGCAACUUCAUUGAGAUCAUGGGUCUUUUCACUCUCUUCUUUCCUCUCUCUUUCUCACUGUCUCUUCCUCCUCCUCCUCUUGUAUCUCAAAUUUUUUCACUGCCCGUCUCUGCUUCUCUCUCUCUCGGUCUCUCUCUGCCUCCCUCUUUUCUCCCCUUAUCUGGCUGACAUCAUGAGGCCGACCCGGCCCCUGGUCUCCUCAUCGCUAGAGCUUUUUUACCCAUGAGGCCAUGCUGCAGUUGCGCUGACGACACUCUCCUGCACCCCACCUACAAACUUUGAUGCCGGCUUUUCACGUGCUGGCCUCCUCACACACAGGGUUCUGCCAAAUCUGUGGCUGAGAGAGUGAGCGAGGAGUCUCCCUCAACCAGGGGCGAGUCUCCUUAUCUAAAGUCCAUCGUUCACCAAGCCACGGCCAGUGGCUGCAUCUAACAGUGUUUAAAGGUUUGUAGGCUUUCGGCAGUGACUCAGCGUCAUUAAGGAUCAGGAUUUUUAUCUCAGCUGAAUAUGUACAGUAUUGUAUUUUGCCUUGAUUUUGACAUGACUUUUGCCUUGAGUUUGGAGUCUUCCUCGUGUGAAAUGAUGAAUCUGUUGUUUUGUUUUCUCUGUGCUGUAACUGUUAAAUGAACAGCAGACUGUGAAGGGAAAGUUAGCUUUAGGAAGGGGCAAGCUGGAGUAAGUCCAUCAGAACUUGGGGGACCGGUGGUUGAGCGUCCUAUGGGAGAGUGUCUCUGGUCAAUGUACCGCUUGCCUGAGACAGACUGGCUGAAGGAAAAAGACAGAAACGUGUGGGAAUGAGGCCCAUGACUGACCCGUGCCACAUCUGUUGUCUCGCCCUGCCUACGUCGCUCUCAUUUCUUCCUCUUUUAUCCUCAUGUUUUUGCCUCCUCUGUUCUUUUUGUGUUAUCUUUCCACCUCCUCCCUCUCCUCUCCUCUCCUCUCCUCUUGUGUGCUGUUAUUCCUGUGUCUCUGGUGCCCCUGCUUCAGCCUUGUAGUGGUCUAGCUGCCUUACGCUUGGGAUGGGAGAGGGAGUGGGGAGGGGUUGUCCUUGUGUGCACUUGUGAAAUGAAGGUGUACACGGUGUCCAUCACGGCACAGCAGGAAGCGGGACAUUCUACCCUCUCUUCAAAUUCUGCUCAUGGGACAGUGCACCUAAAAUUAGGAGGAAACCAUUAGUGUGGUCAUACACAUGAGGUGACCCACCCUGGCAUCUUCCAUUCCAGUCAGAAUAUGUUUUUUGCUAAAUAUGGUCCCAUAUCUUCAUCGUAUUCAGCGUUCUCCCUUACGACAGCCUCAAAGGUAACAUAUCUAUGGAUAUAUUUACUCUCUUCUAUUUGAAAACGGCAUGUAGGAAUCAGACCAUCAUGUACAUCAGACUAACAGUCCUCAAUCUGUUAUUUGUUCUUCGGGUCUCUUAUUUAUGUCAAAAUGUCCAUGUUUAAUCUCUCAUCAUCACUUGGUCACCAUUCUUGAAUUUUAUCCAUGAUGCCACAAUUGUGUCCUGGACACAGAAUAACAUAAUGUUUUAGCUGGUAAGAGGCUUUUGCUUGUGCCCUUCUGAUGAUGUACUGUACUGUAUGUGUUUUUGGAGCUGUGUAGACUGUAUGCUUGCCAGUAGACACUAUUGUUAUGAACUUUGCCAAAUCAAAGAUGCUGGGACUUGCACCACCAUAGUUUAAGAUGCAGUGUGUAGAGGAAUAAAGGGCGAUCGUUGUGGCAGAUGUUUGUUAGCGGCUUUGACCUAAUCGCCUCUCUGCAUUCUGUUUCUGCCAUACAGGCCUCACUAUGGGGAAACAGCAGGCUUUUAAAUGUAUUCACAUUACACUGCACCGCCCCCCCCCCCCCCCAUGCUUUUAAAUUAUUAUCAGUUUUCAAUUAUCAUGGCAUCAGCUGAUAAGUUGUUUGGGAAAUUAUUUGGGAUGUUUCUUUUGUAAUAAAUAUUUUGAUCCAUGGGAAUAUGUAAUGUCAAUAUUAUAUUCCAAGACAGAGGUCUGUCGAGGAGGUUUGUAAUAAAAGGUGACACUCA
Molecule: messenger RNA, 5254 nt
Organism: Clupea harengus (Atlantic herring)
Lineage: Eukaryota; Metazoa; Chordata; Actinopteri; Clupeiformes; Clupeidae
Gene: sacm1lb
Product: SAC1 like phosphatidylinositide phosphatase b
Biological process (GO): phosphatidylinositol dephosphorylation
Cellular component (GO): endoplasmic reticulum
Molecular function (GO): phosphatidylinositol-4-phosphate phosphatase activity
Source: RefSeq, a predicted model, not a curated record